AUGUUUUUAGUGUUAGCGGAGGAACCCUCCUCUGAGAAAGUGUGCAGUUAUCAGGACAUUCUGGACUACCUGAACCUGACCACCGAUAACGGAGCGUUUAAACUGACCCGGCCUGUUCUGGAUCACACACACCCCACCAUGGUGGAGCUGGACAUCAUUCUCUUUGCCAUCCUGGCUGUGAUUGAGAAAACCCAAACUUUCAUUCCUUUCAUCUGGGCAACAAUGAUGUGGAACAAUGAACGCAUCUCCUGGGACCCCACUCAGUUUUGUGGAAUCACUCAGAUUGCAGUUCCUAGAGACAUGCUCUGGAAACCGGACCUGUUCUUCUAUGAGAUGAUACAGAAGGACGACUCGCCUCUGAAUCCCUACAUGCAAGUGUCCUACGAUGGGAUGGUGACUUCAGAGGAGGACAUGAAGGUGGUCAGCACCUGUCAGAUGGACGUCCACAAGUUCCCUUUUGACACACAGAGGUGCAACAUCACCAUCGGAUCUGCAGUGCACUGCGUCACUGAAAUCCGGCUCACUCCUUUCUCCAACUCCUCUCGGGUCACGCAGUUUUCCAGAGAGGUGAUGAGGACGCAGGGAGAGUGGGAGUUCCUCCAGCUAUCCGUCACCACCACCAAUUUCACCUUCCACGGCAAAUACUGGGAACAGCUUGUAUACACUUUCACCAUGAGGAGGAGGCCCCUCCUCCAUGUCAUCAACUUUCUGCUGCCCAUUCUGUUCUUCCUGAGUCUGGACCUCGCCUCCUUCUUCAUCUCAGACCAUCGAGGAGAGAAGCUGGGCUUCAAAGUCACCGUGCUGCUGGCCAUCUCUGUACUGCUGCUCAUCCUGAACGACAUCCUGCCCUCCAUGUCCAACGAGACUCCUCUCAUAGCCACCUACUGCAUUGUGAUUUUUGCUCUGAUGCUGCUCAGUCUGCUGGAGACCAUCUUGGUUACGUAUCUCAUGGAGAAAGACAAGGAGACGCUCAGGGACGACUGCAAGGACAAGCAGGAAAACGGCAAAGUCGCAAACUGUAACUCAGAGGAGAAAAGACGGACCUGCUGUUCGUGCAUCUGCAAAGUGUCUGAUGGUGAGAAACAGCAUGAACUGCUGCCUGUGGCUGAAGAGGUAAACAACAGCAUUCAGUCAGGAGAGCCUCACGUAUUGCUGUUGAUCCUGGAGGAGCUGAAGGAGCUGCAGAAAGCUCUGAAUCUGCACCUCGGCUGCAGAGAGGAAGGAGGGAAGUCAGUCCAAUGGGCUGCAAGAAUCAACAGAGCUUUCUUCAUGUUCUACAUCACCACCGUGUCGCUCUUCGUACCCCUAAUCUUCAUGGAAUGGAUGUAA
This is a messenger RNA of Chelmon rostratus (copperband butterflyfish), 1329 nucleotides long. RefSeq names its product 5-hydroxytryptamine receptor 3A-like. Bases 1 to 1329 code for a protein of 442 amino acids. Gene Ontology annotation, biological process: nervous system process; signal transduction; monoatomic ion transmembrane transport. The record is from RefSeq and is a predicted model, not a curated record. Gene Ontology annotation, molecular function: neurotransmitter receptor activity; extracellular ligand-gated monoatomic ion channel activity; transmembrane signaling receptor activity. Lineage: Eukaryota; Metazoa; Chordata; Actinopteri; Chaetodontiformes; Chaetodontidae. The transcript has 9 exons. Gene Ontology annotation, cellular component: membrane; synapse; neuron projection.